Messenger RNA from Rhipicephalus sanguineus (brown dog tick), 2878 nucleotides. RefSeq lists its product as uncharacterized. The record is from RefSeq and is a predicted model, not a curated record. The transcript has 4 exons. NCBI's taxonomy places the organism in Eukaryota, Metazoa, Arthropoda, Arachnida, Ixodida, Ixodidae. Bases 187 to 669 code for a protein of 160 amino acids.
CGAGGCUAUGGCUGUGUUGACCGCUAAACUUAUGUUUCUGAACAUUUUUUCUUGCGUUCCGCAUGAAGUUGCAGCAUAGCCAUUGAGAUAAGUUUUCUGCUCCGAUUGUGCAGGAGUUAGAACAGAAACGCCAUUCGAUGCUGUCGACCAUGUUAAACGGAUAAACACGUAACACGUGCUUCCGAAAUGUCGUGCCGCGGAGACGCAAGUUUGAACGAUAGCGUGAAGAAAUGUGCCAGCAAACACUCGAAAGACCUUUUAAGAAGCGAAACGAUCUCACGUGAAGACCACAUUCGCUCCCUGGUCCAGUCCAGCGGACCACCGAAAACGUUUCAAGUGAGAAGCUCGGCCCUGGCACAGGCAAGGUCUUUCCUUCCGAAGCUGGCCGAGGCCGAAAGGACGAGGCUGGCUGCCGGUUGUGACGAUGGUGCAAACAUUGAGGCAGAAGAUGCCACCGGCGAAGGACCGUUCAUUGAAAUGAACCUCGCCUUCGCCGGUCCAGUGUCAAGCAGCGAGAGCUCCUCGGACUCUGAGAGUCCAGAGUCCGACUACGAAGCGGAGGAAGCCAGCCCGACCGUCCGAGUGAGGCCCUCUCGGAGAGGCACGACCGGCGGCUCGGCCCUCAUCAAGGAACUUCCACAGGUGGACGGUCAGGCCGAUGAUUCGUGAAUGUUCGUCUUGACAUUUUCUGUCUCGAGUGACAUGCGCCAUAAUGCAGCAAGCUUGCAUACUGCAUUGUGUAGGUGCCCACUUCUGGUGCGCAUGUUUAGACAAUUGCACUAACUUGUGCACUGCAAACUCUGAGCAAAAAUCUGGGAAGAAAAGAGUGUUUGUCACAAUUUUCUGCAUGAUUGACCGCACCUCAAACUUGCGCUGUGAAAACUGCCACCCUUCUUUAAACAUUAGUACAGUUCAGUGUCAGCAGUUUUGAACUGUGGCUGCGACCAUAUAUUAGUUUGUACAGCCAUACGAUGGAUGGUGGUUACCGUUCGUGUCUAUAAGGCUUCAACCUUUAGACAUUGUGAACCAUCAAAUGUGUAAACUCAUAAGAAAUACUUUGUGGUGGAGAACAUUUUCAUUUUUAUCUGUUAGAGCUGCAUCCCAUGAUUUUUGAUAAAUUACUUUCAUGCAAAACAGGGGCACGAAUAUCACGAUGAGCUGUAAGUGAUAGUUGUCAUUCAUUCUAAAAAGACAGGGCGUGCAAACACGGACACAAGAAAUAAGUCAGGACACCACAGUUUGUGGUGUCCUACUUCUUUCUUGUGUCCUGUGUUUGCAUGCCCUGUCUUUUUAAAAUGAAUACUUACCAACUAGCUCAGCUCUCUGUUAUUCAAAGUUGUCAUUUAAUUACAUUUGUGCCCUAUCAUGCAUAAAGCUGGCCUCUUUGGUGCCUCACUCUAUAAGACAUUUUAGAUAUCUUUUAGUGCAGAUGUAAUGGACUGAUUGGCCUCCACUUAUUCUGUCCAGUCAUGCUAGUUUUCACUUGACUGCUGUGGCUGUUGCAGUAAAGCCAGGAUUAAUGGGUGUGUCUGGAUACGCUGUUGGCUUGAUGUUAAAAGGGAAAGAUGGUUGAACUGAAAUAGUGAGUAAUGCUUCUGCAAUAUGAAGGAAGCUAUUAGUGCGAGAAAAGGCUUGUAAAGCCAUUAGAGAUGUGACAACAGGUGCUCCAUCCCGCAAGUUUCUCGCAAUAAGCUAUGAUGUCGCAUAUUUUGCUUGAAUCUAGUUGAUUGUUUAUGGGCAAAGAGUUAUUGCAUUAUAACAGUGCCAAAGAUUAAAUUUAGUGAGUGUGAAGAAGUGACGAGACAAACACUUCUGAGGUUGGGCUAGCGUGAAGAGAGAGAGCACUGCUAAGCAUAGGAAGUUGCCCCAUCAUGUUACAAUGUUGUCGCACAGAAAAUAUCGAUUCCUUUCACCGUACACGAUGUCAGAACAUGUGCCUAGUUUCUGUGAAUAAGUAGGAAUAUACUUUCUAUUUGGUUUGCUGUGUGAAACCACUUCAGUGCUGUUAAGAACUUCUUCACUUCUGGACCACCUGUGUGACUGCCUGUGCAUCAUUUAUUUUACACCUACUUCAGAGAGACUCAGAGAUGUGCAGUGCGAGUGGACACCUGAUAGUAUUAUGAGAUUGCAUUGUCCAAGAUAUUCAGUGUGGGUACAUCAGUGCACUGAUACUAGUGAUAUCUGCAAAGUGCAAAGAUGUAUUUCUAAAUAGUGCAAAUACAUCAUAGCAAUUCAUGUUUUUGUGUCAACCUGGAAAAGCAGUAAGCUGUGUCAAAGGUAGCCGCUCAUAGGUGUCGUCAGAAGUUUUCUUGUUGUGUCAUCAUGAUGGAGUAAGCAUGUGUUUAUAUACGUACCGCAAUUACAUCAUUCUAAUGCGCAGCCACUUUUUGUGACUUCAGAGUAUGAAAAUAGAAGUGCACCUGCCUCUGAUGGUCAUCUGAUUUUUACUAGAAAACUGUGGCAUGCACCACAGUGGGAUGAAAGUUAGAUGACUACAAUUUACAUUCGUAGAACGGAACAUUUAUACUGCUGGCCUCUCUUAUCCAGUUUCUGCUGACUUUAAAAUCUUUGGAAUAGACCUUGAUCGCAUGCUAGUUCAGGAGUCCUUGCCUUCAGUAGUUUGGUCUUCAGUGGCAUGCCAUUUGCAUGGCACUGCUUCACAAAGUCUGCAGAGUUGUCUUCCAAGUCCAGAUACGUUCCCUGGUUGACGUGUAGCUAAACAUCUCCUCCCUUUGUUUGUGCCAUUCAUGAACUCGAGUGUCGGGCAUGCAAAAAAGAUGUGAUGCAGCCCUCUGCAACUAUGUUCAAUGCCCAAAAUACCCUGUUUACAUGAUUGUAAGUUGACUCGAAUCUAGUUUGACCUCCCCAAAAAUCGCAA